Rhincodon typus (whale shark) is the source of this 897-nucleotide messenger RNA. Its product is annotated as kelch domain-containing protein 3-like. Gene Ontology annotation, cellular component: cytoplasm. Bases 340 to 897 code for a protein of 185 amino acids. The record is from RefSeq and is a predicted model, not a curated record. Gene Ontology annotation, molecular function: chromatin binding; protein binding. The transcript has 5 exons. NCBI's taxonomy places the organism in Eukaryota, Metazoa, Chordata, Chondrichthyes, Orectolobiformes, Rhincodontidae.
CCAAUGUCAUUUUACUCCUGACCCCCAUCUUCACAUGGUCCGGUCCCGGUUAACGCUAGAGCAAGCCGGAGGUUGGAGGGCACCAACUCCGCAGGAGGGGGAUAGUGAAUAUUGGCGGCUCCCUCCUGUCCUGCCCCUACAGGAGCCGUCCUGUGCUGGCGGCGAGGAGCAAAGUGAAAGGCCCAGGCUUGGCGGCCUACUCUUGGACUGAGCUGCUGCCCUGGUCACACGUGAAACUGCUGGCCGAGCCAUGUUUGCAAUGAGCUGUGCCUGAGUGUGUGGCCAGGCCAUUCUGGCUGCGAUGGUGCUCUUGGGAAGGCUGCUGCCCAACUGAGGGCAAUGUUGCGGUGGGCAGUUCACCUGGAAGGAGGUCCGCGGAGGGUGAACCACGCUGCUGUGGCCGUCGGGCAUAAAGUCUACUCCUUCGGUGGUUAUUGUUCUGGAGAGGACUAUGAGACCCUUCGUCAGAUCGAUGUGCAUGUCUUUAACGCAGUUUCACUUCGCUGGAUGAAACUCCCACCUUUUCGAUCAGAAAGCAGGGACCAUUCUCCUCAGGUACCAUACAUGAGGUAUGGCCACACUGCGGUACUCCUCGAUGACACAAUCUACAUCUGGGGUGGGAGAAAUGACACCGAGGGAGCGUGCAACGUGCUGUAUGCGUUCGAUGUCAAUACCCACAGCUGGUCAACCCCAAAGGUUCAUGGUUCAAUCCCAGGUGCUCGAGAUGGCCACUCUGCCUGUGCUCUGGGCAAGUGCAUGUUCAUCUUUGGAGGAUACGAGCAGCUGGCUGACUGUUUCUCUAAUGAUAUCCAUCGCCUUGAUGCUAUCACAAUGACGUGGACCCUGAUCAAUGCAAAGGUGAGUCAGCAACAUACCCAGAUGCUGGAGCUACAUUAG